AUGGCGCCCCCGACACUUUUUUUAAUCUCUCUUGUUCUCUUCUCUAUACUUGCUCAUGCGAAUGAUGAGUACUUUACCGUGGGUGACCUUGGCCAGUACACCACUGAUGGAGUUCCUACUCCCGUCCUCACCGGGUCUGUAAUUGAAUUCACGGCUGUUGGUGACCCGGCUAAGGAUGGACUUUUAGCAUUCCUAUCCCCGGACAUGCAAACCAAUGUGAAGUCUGCCAUGGAUAGCAACUGCGCAGCGGAAAUUGACACAAAAUGCUACCAAGAGGUUCUGGACGUUCUUGAGGACUCUAACCGGAUUCUCAAAUCCCGCAGCCUGAAUCAACGCGCACUAGAGCCACGUCAGGUUGAUGUGCUAUCGGCCGGCGCAGUCUUGAUCGCCGCCUUAUUAUUUCCGAUCUUCUACAAGGGGGAUGAGGUGGUCCCAGUGCCUAUCAAGAUCCCUCCGGAGCAACUAGAGGAUUCUUUUGACCUAGAAACUGCUACUGCUAUCAUCGUUGUCACUGAUAACACCAAACCAGAGCAGACAGUCACGCAACCUCCAGAGCAGGACAGGGCAACUGGACUGCCAGCCACGAUUACGACCUUUGCAAGUGCCGGCAACGGCGCGAGCGCAGGAGAUGUGGGCAUCGAGCUGGACUCAACGGUGGCGGCGCACCUCCAGGCACUGCUUUCCGGCUCGGACACAAGCAACUGCGAGGUGGGCGCUAAAUUCUUCCUCUCCUCCUCCCUCUGGGCUAGCUCGCUGGACAUGACCAGCGUCAUCUGUGGUGCGGAGCACAUCCUUGCCGACAGUAUUGGCCGGGACGGGUAUCCCAACUGGCUUCUCAUGAACCAGGGAAGAUUUCCGUGGACCAAAGCAGAGGUUGUGGCAGGUCUGAACACCGUGGUGCAGUGGGCACUCAUUCAGGCCAGACGGCUUAAUCCGACUAUCAGCCCAUCUCAUCUCCAUGGCUUGGCUGUCGGGGCCUUUGCCUUGUCGUGGGCCUACUUUAACAACGGGGCCAUCACGACCAACAAUGUGAUCCCCUCCGCAUCGCUUCAAGGGGGUCCCAGCGCCACGGUGUGUCAAGCGCAGACGGCGACUCAAUGCGGUGUUGAAUGCGGCGUCCAGCCAUGGGCCCCUCAAUUUACCUGCUCAACUGCCUGCUCAACUGUCACGAGCUGCGACGCGCAGCCCGCGCUCACCACAACCCUCACAACCACCAUGACUGCCAUCGGCUCGGACCCGACGGGGUCUUCUUUGACUGGCCAAGGGCAGCAGAUUGCUGUCGCAUCAUACAUCAACCCUCUAGCAGACCAGGCAGCCUGGAAUCGGCUGAUCGAGUAUCCUGUGAAGAAGAUGCCCAUCUUAGUUGCCAACGUCGUGAAUGGCCCGGAUUCAGCCGUUGACAAGAACUGGGCGGAUGUUAUCCAGCGAGCUUCGUCUGCCGGUAAAACGGUCCUCGGCUAUGUGCGAACUGGAUACCUGGGCGUGAGCGACCAGAAAUUCCAAACGCGGCUGGGCUCCGGCGAUUUGGCGGAUUGGACAGCUCAGAUUGAGGAAGAUGUUGAUAUGUGGUACAUGCUUUAUGGUAGCAACAUUGGUGGCAUCUUUUUCGACGAGGGUUGGCCUGAAUGUGGCGACAACAAUCAAUACGCGAACCUAUACAAGUAUAUCAAUGACUAUACUAAGCGCUCCCAUCCUGGCGCAUUUACAGUCCUGAAUCCCGGGUCGCCCAUAGCGUCUUGCUUUGAGGAUACCAUGGACACGCUGCUGACUUUUGAGCUGUCUUAUGAGGCAUACACUAAUUCCUACACACCUAACAAUUGGACACCGAAGGACCCGCGGAAACUCUGGCAUAUCGUAUACAACGUGCCGGAAUCCGCAGUUAGUGAGGUAACCAAGUUAGCUAAGGAGCGUGGAGCUGGCUUCCUUCAGCUCACAGAUGACACUUUGCCUAAUCCAUAUGACACUCUGCCUGGCGAUUCCUAUAUCCAGAGCAUGAUAGGAGCAAUCAAGGGCGGUUCUCUGUUGAAUACUGAAGCAUCAUCCUGGUUAUCUGGAAGCGCAGCAGGAGCGGUGUCUGGACUGUCAAUCUCGACCUCAGACUAUACUUCUGCCAAAUUGUCCUGGAAUGCGGCCUUGAAUGCUCUUGGGUAUUAUGUAUAUUCGGGGAAUAGUGUUAUUGCAAGCGUCCCUAGCUCAAUGACUACAAUCACUAUUGGCGGUCUCCAGCCAGGAGCUAGCCACACAUUCCACGUAAGCGCAGUGGGAGGAGGUGGUUAUAUAGGUUCCUCUUCCAAUACUGAUACGGUCGACACCAAACCUUUGCCAAACGGGAAUACUAUCACCAACUACCACUCCUCUCCUGGGGCAGACUCGACCACUAUCCAGGCUGAUAUUCUUGUUCCUUAUGCUUUCAUCCGCCUCUAUAUCUGGAACUCGGUGGGAUGUGAGUUUGACACCGAUCCGGGAUGGAGCGUCAACUUCAAAAUUGAUGAGUAUGUUUGUACCCACUACAUGGUCGAGGGCACCACGCUAUACAGAUACAGUGGCACACUUCCUGAAGGCUCCACAGCCCCACCAUGGGCAUGGUCGGUAGUUGGGCCUAUUACUCUUAAUAUCAAGGACUACACAUAUAAGUGGACAUUACCCCUGGGAACUUCUACUAUUGACACAAGUAAAUUCGUGAUUCAGGCUCAAGGCUACAACCCCCUGACCAACGUCUUUGAGCCUGACCCCAGCGCCUAUGACUGCAAGGGCUCAUCCAUGUGCACGACCCCAGAUUUUCUGAAGUGGUGCGACCACGCUGUCAAUACCCUGCAGCGAAAUGACAACCUCUUCUACUUUACUACUUCUGCUAAUGAAACCGGAAUUAACCAAUCCGGGAAUUGCUGGGGCGAUCAGACUCGAGGCUGCGGCGUCUUUAUCCAGGGUGAUGCCAGCUGCAGCAUCAGUGGUAAUGACCUGUGGAAUGACUACCAGAACAUCCGCAAUAUUGGCGGCUGUUCCAAGUGUGGCUCGUUCCACAGGGAAGACAGCUGUCUGAUUACCAUUAACUAUGUCUAUCAAUGUGAUAACCACGGCUAG
Messenger RNA from Aspergillus alliaceus, 3081 nucleotides. RefSeq names its product Spherulation-specific family 4-domain-containing protein. Gene Ontology annotation, molecular function: protein binding. The record is from RefSeq and is a predicted model, not a curated record. Lineage: Eukaryota; Fungi; Ascomycota; Eurotiomycetes; Eurotiales; Aspergillaceae. The transcript is spliced from 3 exons. Bases 1 to 3081 code for a protein of 1026 amino acids.